Prunus armeniaca (apricot) is the source of this 405-nucleotide messenger RNA. Lineage: Eukaryota; Viridiplantae; Streptophyta; Magnoliopsida; Rosales; Rosaceae. The record is from the annotation of a GenBank genome assembly.
AUGUUGUCAUUUCUGUGUGCUGCUCUCAUGGUUCUUUAUGUUCCUUUGCCUCCAAAGGACCAGUUCUCUGUGUUUGAAUUAAUCCCUGAGGAUAAUUAUCAGAACCCCCCAAUUGGAAUUGAUCAGCAGCAGCAUGCUGAACGGUUUGAGGAGCAGCUGGAAGCUGAUCUCAAAUGGUCUUUUGCUUUGAAUGGGUACGCCUUCAAGUAUUCAAACAUGAAAAAAAAAUUUGAAAAAACCAAUUCUUCUAACCGGGAACAAGCGAGUUCCAAGACAGUUCUUUUGGACACAAAGCGAUUUGGAAAGGCUCUGGUGAUCGAUGGGAAGUUGCAGAGUGCUGAAAGAGAUGAGUUUAUUUACCAUGAAUGCUUGGUUCAUCCUGCUCUUUUACUACAUGACAAAUGA